CGACAAGACUCGAUUGCAUUUACAUCGGCCGUUGUUCACCGUUACUACCGCAGUUGCAUCGCAUCGCAUCGCAUCACAUCACAUCACAUAGGAUCACUGCUCGUUCAACAAUUACACCUCGGGACACCGCGACUCGGUGCAUCACACUCGUUUUAUUCCUCGCUGUCUAGGUACCAGUGCAUUCUGCGAUGUACUGUUGGAUUCAAUCCAACCCAAUCCAAAUAACCACACCGAAUCUUUGAGAAGCUCCAUCACUGAAGCUACUGUACCUACUAGUCAGACCGGGAUACCUUAUUAGUGCCGAUACGAUAAAGCCAAAAAAGAAAACUGCGCCAUCACUGCCCUGCUUCACUGCAGAUUUCCUCAUCAUACCAGGCCAGGCUACCUACCUAUCCACCCACCACGACGGGAAAUUCUAACCUAUUCCUGUCACCAUCAUCGCCUUGCAUCGUAUCGACCAUCCCGUAUACCUGCCAACGUCGCCCAAUCCUCGUGUACGGUGCUGCCACCCUUCGCCCCGUCACGAUCCCCCGAUACCUAUUUCAUUCCGCCUACUGUAUUCUGACUCUGCGCCACAUUUCCAGCUGAAGAGUUGCGGCCGUGGUUGGCUUAGUACUUUGGACAACGUCUGUAUACCCUCCCUUGCCAAGGUGGAAAAGUCGGGACGUUUGUGGCGUCAAAGCGAACUUCUCGUUCCUGCGACUCUGGGCAGAAGAGCAGAGUGGGCGAAUGAGAAGGGGAAAAGAGGGAAGGGGGGAAAACCACACAACACCAAGCAUUUGCUAUCACAGCAGUUUGAGCCUCGUGAUUGCGACCCUCCACGAGAGUUGCUGCCCCUCACCCUCCACUUCGCGAUAACCGGCAUAAGCGGCACCCUUCUUAGAAGUCGCCGAUUGCGACGUUGCUCAAGCUGGCUUCAUCAAGCUCACCCUUCGGCUCUUCGAGCUCGUUUAGCGAUCGCCCUUCCCGUGCAUUUCAUACCAGACAACGGUCUUCUGUCAGCCAUAUCGUGAUCAACCCGGGCUUCCUAUCUUCCGAUCCCCAGAGGCCACAGCAGCCUCACAACAGUCCCUUAUCUCCAGUUCCUGAUACCCCAGGUCCUUCCAUGACCCUUUCGCGAAGCCCUUCACCUGUUCCCGGUGGUGGUUGGUCAAGUCCAGGCUUGAGCCUUGACAGUGGGAGGUCGACUCCAGCGAACGUGAGCGGUGGCCCUGUUGUAUGGGAAUCGGCCAAGAUGCGACCUCACAACUCUAGCACAUUUUCUUCAUUUUCGACUCAAAACAAGGGUUUCUUCAGCAGACACAUGCGGCGACUAUCGAGCAGUCUCCCGCAGUUUAACGGGCAGCGUGAGACGUGGAAGGAAAAGCAUGGACGGGGGCCAAGAUGGAUUCGAAAGGUACCACUCGCCGGUAGAAUACGAUCGAUCUAUGGGCGAAUGGGCAGGAGACUAAAGAUGUCUCUGCUGUUCAUGCUGGUAGCGAUACUCUGCUAUACCAUUUUCUACACAACCCCUCUUGUAUAUUACUGGAGGAGAUCUUUCGGCGGCGGCAACAAGUUUGUCAUUAUCUUGGGCGCAAAUGUUGGAGGUGGUGUCAUGGAGUGGAAGGGCGCCAGAGAAUGGGCUAUCGAGCGAGACAGCGUGCGAAACAAGCGAAAGUACGUCAACCGAUGGGGCUACGACUUGGAAAUUGUGGACAUGAGCACCAAGAAGAAGUAUGCGCACGAGUGGCGGGAGAGCUGGGAGAAAGUUGACUUUAUUCGGUCGACCUUGAGGAAGUAUCCCAAGGCUGAAUGGGUUUGGUGGCUGGACUUGAACACAUUCGUCAUGGAGCCCUCAGUAUCGCUUCAAGACCACAUCUUCAACCACCUGCAGACAGAAGUCGAGCGCGACAUCAACUAUUUCAACCCUCGCAACAUAUCGCAUCCUUUCACGAAUCAUUAUCUGGACGAGGUCUCGCGAAGCCCUGUUGGGGAUGGUAGGGCCAACUCGAUCAACAUGAUCAUGACACAGGAUUGCGCCGGCUUCAACCUGGGAUCCUUCUUCAUGCGGCGCAGCGACUGGACGGACAGGCUGCUCGACGUUUGGUGGGAUCCUGUCACAUAUGAGCAGAAGCACAUGCAGUGGGAGCACAAAGAGCAAGAUGCACUGGAUCAGCUAUAUCAAACGCAGCCAUGGGUGCGCAAGCAUGUCGGCUUCCUACAUCAGCGCAAGAUCAACAGUUUCCCACCCGGAGCUUGCAACCCCGACGGCGGACCUAAGGAUAAGCACAUCCACUAUGAGGAGAACCAGCGCGAUUUUCUGGUCAACAUGGCAGGGUGUGAAUGGGGCCGAGACUGUUGGGGCGAGAUGUACUAUUACCGUGAGUUCAGUUACUGGCUCAACCGAAACCCAUGGGAGCGCUUUAAGGAGGAUCUCAUUGCGGUCCUCUGGUUCAAGCUCACCGGCAAGAAGGUCAAGUUGUGAAGGGCACUUGAAUGAAGCUGUGAGAUGAAUGAAGCGACGAGUUACUCGAUUGUUUGUUGGGACAUAGACGCAUCAACUCGGCGAGACGAUAUACGGGGAACGGACACGGACACGAAAAACAGUCUAAUGGUAUGACUGUGCUGAUGCUUGCCACGGAGUUCUGUACAUGAUUUGCACUCUUUUUUUUUUUCCUUUUCUCGACUGCAUAUACCCACUUAGACGAGGCAUUAGAAAGAGAAUCGCGACAGUCGAGAGAUGUAAGGGGAAAUCUCGGCUGCAUAUCGCACGGAGAGGCUUGAAUUCGGAAGCAUCGCCUGCUUGCCGGACCGUCACGGUAUGAAAUGAGAGGAGAUAUGGAGUGUUUUAUAGAUAUGAAAAGGUUGUUGUUAGGUUGUGGGGGAGGAUGUAUGUAGAGUUUCAUGUGGCUGGCAAUUAGGAAGAAACACAUAACAUACUUACUAUGUACCUUAAUUACAGUACCUCUAGCGUACCUGUACCUGAGGAGCUGGGAUUGCGAUCGGUCCGAAAGAGAAAGAAAACGUUUAACCACCUACGGGGGAAUUAUCCGAUAAUUACUGAUACAUGUGUAUAUAUGCAUGUAGGUACAGUCGUAUUGAGGUGCGUGGAG
Fusarium verticillioides 7600 is the source of this 3092-nucleotide messenger RNA. RefSeq names its product mannan polymerase II complex MNN10 subunit. Gene Ontology annotation, molecular function: glycosyltransferase activity. Gene Ontology annotation, cellular component: Golgi membrane. The transcript is spliced from 4 exons. Bases 1106 to 2464 code for a protein of 452 amino acids. The record is from RefSeq and is a predicted model, not a curated record. Lineage: Eukaryota; Fungi; Ascomycota; Sordariomycetes; Hypocreales; Nectriaceae. Gene Ontology annotation, biological process: protein N-linked glycosylation.